AGUUUUCGUGAUUUGCAAGUGCAACAGGUAACGUUGUGCUCUUGUAACCUCAACUAGCACAAUAAACAAGACGUCGCGUAUUUUUCUUUGAAGAUGACCCCACAUCACCGAUGUACUUCAGUAUCUUGUUUCUGCAGCAAGGACCUGAGGAUUUUUUUGCCCCAGUUGUACCCACUUUUGCAAUAUGAGAAUGAAGUCGAAAAUUUGUUUCCAGCACAAGUAAAAAAGACUUUUUCUGCUUAACCACAAUUUUGAUCUGAAGAUGAGAAAAUCGUUGGCCUCCCAAAAGAUGCAGUCUUUCCACCCCCGGAUGCUGCUCUCUUCUGCCGUUUUCCUGUUGGCGCAUGAUCCACCUCUCGCAGAGCUUAUCCAAGUGUAAAGUUUUUGUCUGUGACGGCAGAUUCAUUCGCGUUUGCAUGGUGUGACUACACUACUAGGGACCACUGGUGGUGCUUUUGGUUGAUAGAACUUGUACAGACGCGCGUAGUAUUUACCGAUGAUGCGGAAUCUACUUCAUCCCUGGAGGUUGCAGUAUACUAGUAGACGACCAGCGACAAGCAUCGAAAAAUCUGCAGUAUAGUUUUUCCUUGCAUAGACUUUGGGUUGUUUCCGGGAACAAGUUGUGUACGGUUCGUGGCGGGAGUGGAGCAGGGGGAGCGAAAAUUUUGGAACCCCUUUGCAGGCUUGUUCGGGGGUGGCGAGAAGAAAGUACUCGCUACAUAAUCUAACUAGACUUGUUCACUUUAGUUUCACUUUCCAUCUUUGCAACUGAUCUGCUUCACAAGUUGUAUCUUGUUUUUCAUCAUUUGUCAUUCACAUAAACAGGACCCGGCCGAGCACGACGAUGACGGCGACGAUAACGAACGUAUCAAAAAAAAAAAAGAAUGAGGGCACAUCAACGUGCGAUGGUGUCAGAAAUCCAGCUGAGCGAAUACGUGAUGCGCCAGCUGUGUUGUGCUUGAGGUUGGACAAAGUGUAAUUUUGUAUUAUAGUCUUGCGCUUUUCCACCUUUUGGAUUUGGAGCUAACGCAGAGGGUGAGCGUCUACAUCUACGGUGAAAAAAUGGUAUGAGUUAGAGAUUUCCAUCCACGUCGUUGAGAUUUUUCCGUUUCAUAUGAGUGGAGCAGGAAGACACGGAGAAGGCGGCGCCGAGCGUCUGGGAGAGUUUUAAAGGCUUGCUUGGCUUGAGCGGCGGAACAGAUGAUGUAUUAAAGCGAGCACUUGUGUUACCGCAUGUAGAGUUUUCUUGCUUCUGGGCCACUUGUCGUGCUUACACCGCAUCCAUAUUGAGAAAAUAUUGCCGGUGUCGUUUCAUGACUCGAUCGCGAGUCCCCUCUACAGUUUUCAGUUUUACCAUGGUAUAAAUAUACACGAAUGCAGGGGACGAAGAGUAGUUUGUUAGCCGGUAGUGAUUUGUUCGUUCUGCGCAUUUGCAGCUUCCGCGUUUACUUCCUCAGUAGGUGUAGAGCUUUUCCCAUUAGGUUUUUUCAUACGGAAGCACGAUCUUUCCGCGGCCUGUGCUACAGCACACUGUCCCUGAAAAAGGCGACGCUGCAGCCUUGGAAGAAUGGAUGGCGAAACGACAUGAAUAAACAACAAGUUGAUCAUGUUGAUUAUAGAUGGAGUCGUCGAACAGCUACUUAUUCUAUUCUUGUUUCUGUCCAUGUCAAAACAGGCGGCAAAAAAGGAGGAGGAACGACAACAAGCAAGGCUAGCUGCCCAGGAGGCAGUUAAGCAAAAAGCCGCUCAAGCAAAAGCUGCCGCCGCCGCAAAAGCUGAAGAACAAGCUCAGGUAGAAACUGCUGACAUCGGCAUGCAUGUUGACUAGAGAACGAAGUGUAGUUUUCCUUGAUAGGUACUUUUUCUUCACUCCUUCCACAUUCCUGCGUUUCGCUCUGAGCGUUGCUCUUUUCGAUAUUGGCACAUUGGCGAUGGCAGCCCUGCAAAAUGAUGGCUCUCGUCGAACAAGUUGACAUGGAGGGUGAUGAAAUAAAACAAAAAGCUGCACCAGCUGUAGUCUUGCAUCUGCUACUUCUCCUGCUAUUGGGCCUGUUGUAUUCUUGUUUCUGGCAAUAUUAAAACAGGAGGCGCAAAUAAAGGCCAAGGAAGACGAGGAACAACAAGCGGCCGAGAAACGAAGGCUACUUGCUGAAGCUGCCGCAGCAGAGGCCCGAAGAAAGGCCGAACAGCAGAGGAAAGACCCAGAAACCGCUGCGAAAAAUGCCGCGAAAGCAAAAGCAAAAGCGGGAGCGGCGCAUUACAACGUGCAAAAGUGGUGUGGUCGUGAGGAUUCGCAUUAUUCUACGGCGCAUAUGUCCUCUGUUGCUAUUCAGUCGAGUUUUGGGUUGACUAUAGUACAAUGGAAAAGUUCUUGUUGUACUGCACACUAGGCGAGAUACUUUGUCCAUGAAGCUAAAAUAGAUUCGUCUUCGAAUUAUAAUGCACCCUGUUCUUGUUCGCCGUUGUGGACUACAAGGCUCGGCGCGUGAGCAAUCCCUUCGAUCGUGCGUUGCGGUGCUGUGAAAGCAAUUAGAUUUUAUAGAAGUAGCACUGUUCUUGUGCUCCACCUCGUCCUUCUUCCUGGAGGAACUUUCUAUAUUUUCUUCAACAACUCUAGCAAAUUUUGAUUUCGUGUUGAUUGUCCUGAAGCGCUUCGACGGACAGGAGAAGUCUUGCACAGUAUUGCCGCGCUACGUACCUCGGCUACCUCGCACUUGCUAAACUGUUGCUAUGCCCUACACGACCACGACACUUUUGCACUGGAUCAUGACGGCGCGGUGGAGUCAGCACAAAAAGUGGAAGGCGCGCAAGGAAGCCCGCCAAUGUCACCAUCCAAGCUCCUACCGAAGGAAAAAACUACCCCAUCUCGAAAAUCGUCAUCGUCGUACAGGGCUUGCAAGAAUAUACUACGAGCUUGAAGCUCAUGUCGGCCGGGAAGGACAGUCCUCUAGAAAUACCUACUGACUUCUUGACGAUGCCGAACACAACCUGUGCAUAACUGAGCCAGUUGUAGUCUGUCGCUAAGUGGGUCUGCUUUGAUCCACGAGAAAAAUUAAAGCAUAAAAUGUCUGGGCGCAACGAUCUUCACGAAAGCGAAGCAGUGGAGCUGUGUUGACAGAAAUAACUGGAGAAUCAAAAUAAGUAAGUCCACGCACGGUGUCUGUAUGAAUUCGAAGAUGAGGUAGAAGUUUUCUUUUCAUACCGUUCGAGAGCCCGCAGCAGUAUGCUCUCUCCAGACCUGCACCUGAACGCGCUGAUGGAGAACGCUGCCGGAAAACCGAGUGCCAUCACCCCCGUGCCGCCUGCAGGAGGAGGAGGAGGAGGGGCUUUAUCUUCUGCCUCGUCGCCGCAGAAGCCAGUUAUUUCUUCUUCAUCGUCGCCGUCUCCUUCAUUGCAGUCGAAACCAGUUGCAGCCACUUCAGCAGCUUCAUCCCCUCCAUAUCCCCAGUGAAAAAGCAAACGUACUCACCAGCCUCGAGUAGUGGUCAUGCAGGUCUACUGCGUCAUCUAGUCUACAUCUGCCGGCGCCUUUGUAGCAACGUCCUUAUAAUUUCCCCUGAGAAGAGGAGCAUAAUUGAAUUUGUACCUACUCGUACUAGUCGUCGUAUUUUCGUUUUGUCAACAGGAUGCUGAGCUACUCGCGGAGGGCUUUGUGAUGUAUCAAUCUGGUGUCCUCCUCGUCCUCCUCGCUGAUCAGCAGCACUCAUACUACAGACCAAAAGAACUUGUUAUGCGUAGUGAAGAAUACCAAUAGAAACUCGCUUCUUUUGAUGUAGCAGAAGUCCCACUGGUUUCACUGAGGGGCGGGUACGUUUUUACUGAGGAUACUCAGGAGUUGUCGAGAGUCAACAGCGCUCCAGGACCAAAGCCGAGGAGCACGCCACCCGCAUCUCCGAAGAAGGAAUCAACACCCGCAGCUUCUGCACCUGGUAUCCAGAAAGAGAAAUGUGGUUUCGUGUAACAGCUUCGAUCGUGGACUGACACUAUGACAUGACUAAUUCAUUUCUCUGCAUCCAGUAUAGAGAUAAAAUUUGUCGUUGUCAUGCAUAGCUACCACCGGAGAUUGAUAUCUCAGAGGAAGACAGCCGCCGUUCAAGGCUGGCUGGCAUGAGAGACAUGACUGGUGUUUAUUUGCAUUUUCUCUGCAUCUUCUUCUCAGAUUUAUUGCACAACUAAGACAGUUUUUUUUUUCCUGGAUACCGGGCGCAUCGCCAACUGGAGGAGUGGCAGCGCAGGCUGAAUUGCGGAGGGUUCAAUCUGCUAUCACUCCGACUCCGUCAAAAAGACCUCCACCACCUGCGUCUCCGGCUGCAGCUUCAGUGAAGAUGAACUUGGGUGCCGCUUUUGAAGAAGCCGCCGCUGCAGAGAAGAAGGGUUCUCCCUCUGAAGCUAGCACUCGUACGCCCUCUGAAGCUAGCACCUUUCAUGAUAUCCGAAUCGAAAAUCGCCCCUCGUCCGCUGAAGUACUUAUCAAAAGUAAAAAUGUCUGGGUCUGGAAGAAUGCAACUUGUGAUGCUGUAUUUGGAUUCCAAAAAAAUCUGUAUUGCAUGAGUAGCAAACAGAAUGCAACUUUUGCUACGCUGAGAAGGCAUUUGUCAUGCGGAAUAGGCAUCAAGAAGCCCUCAAAAAUCUGUAUUGCUAGGGUAUGCAUCACAGACAUCAUGGCUCAUGCAAAACGUGCAUGACAAGUGUCAGAAUCUUCCAGACCCAGACAUUUUUACAGUUGAUAUGAAGCUGGCUAAAACAACUCUAAAAUAGUUGCAAUUGGGAAAAAGCAACAGGCAUGCUUGUAGAUGUCAGUAGACCCUCAAUUAUAAAUAUCCUGUGCUCGUAAAAAAGGAUUGGGUUGUAAAGUUCCUCUUGCAUCUGCACGCUACUGUUUUUAUUUCACUCCGCCGUACGAAAUUGAAGAUGCACGGACCUUGAGUGUGAUGAAACUGCGCUCUUGAACUUUGCCUCCUUAGACUGACGCACAGCAUCCUAGCUCUUAAGUACGUCGGACAGACCUGCUGCUCUAUACAUGCAAGACAAGUAAUUCUUAUCCUAAGAAGUAAGGCCCUUUCGGGCGGGCAGGUCCGCUUGCAAAAAACGUGCGGCCGCUCUUUCCACUUCCCACUCGUGUCGUGCUAAAAAAACCCAUCCCACGGCUGUUGGAAGAUCAUCCACAACUACGUGGGCCGCCGCGGGGCGCUUUUCAUUCUCAUAUCUUCGUCCGCGCCCUCGUCCACAGGGCAAAAGGCAGGAACAGUGAGGAGGAAGUUCUCGUUUGCAGACGAGUUACCCCAGAAAGCCGUCGAGUUACCCCAGAACGGAAACGUAUGGAUGUGUCAGAGUUGAAAUCGACAAAGUUGAAAUAAUUUGUCAUGCAUAAAAUGGAUGCCAGUUGGAACCCAGUUCCCAAGUGGCGCAUGACAAAUUUCGGUGGUCCCUAAAUCCAGUUUGUCAUGCUGUUUAGGCAAAGAAGAGCGAUUUUCUCAUGCUACUUUAGCAGCUCGAGCUGUGACCCCAAACAGGCUUACAAUCGGCCUCAAUUGCCUGCUCUGCAACACACGUACCUCGGGUCAUGCAUUUCAUGCAUUACAAAUCAUUUCAACUUUGACGAUUUCACACCUGACGCUCCCAUAAAACGUAGCUCCGUUGACCGAAAAAAAUCUGGCAGCUGCCAAGUUGACCAAGGACGGGCUAUUGUGAGGAAAAAUCCCCCCUCCCCAUAUCGAAAGCGAGAUUUGUGUUGCUGUAUUUGAGUACACAAAUCACGUCUGUCUUGCUGGAGAGGACUGCAGACCCAUAUCAAGCCUGAGUAGAGAGGCUUUGACUUAGGCGCUUAGCAUGAAAAGCGUCCGUGAUGUUGGCUCAACAGCAUGACAAACCGCCUGCACAAUGCUGCGUAGCUUGUCGAGUUGCCUUCUUGCAAGACAGACGUGAUUUGAGGUCGCAAAUCAGCAACACAAAUUUCCGGAAGCAUAGUACCUUUUCGAUAUGGGGAGGGGGGAUUUUUCCUCUUAAUACGGGCUGCGCGUUAUCCUGUGCAAAAGUAUCGCACUCGUAUCAAUGCCAGACUAGCAUCAUGACAUCAAGUCUGGUUUUUUAUGUAAUUUAGCAUGACAAAUUGAAUUAUUUCAUGCUGAGCUAAUUUGUAAUGCAUCUACACGAGUACGAUACUUUUGCAGUUCAUACGCGUCGUGCCUAUUCAACCAAAUCGUUUUCUUCCUCGCACCAAGACACCAGGAACAGCCCUUGCUCGGCCGGGAUCCACCAAGCCACACGGUGGGUCUCCUCCUUCUGGACGUGGAACAAGCGCAAGCGGUUUGGCUCUCACAAGUCGUGUAUGCAUUGCAAAUAUGUCCGGGUGGUCUGGAAGGUUGGAACUUGUGAUGCCUUCUUUGGAUUCUAAAAAAAUCUGUAUUGCGUGACCAGCAAGAGGCGCGUAGUUUGUGCUACGCGGAGAGGGUAGUUCUCAUGCGGAAUAGGUAACAGGAAGCCCUCUAAAAAUCUGUGAUGCUAGGUCAUGCAUUACAGGCGUCAUGGGUCAGGCGAAGUAUGCAUGACAAGCCUAGCAAUCUUCCAGACCCAGACAUAUUUGCACUGCAUAUCGACGGCAGCCGCCGACCGGAAGAAUUUCAUUCGGGAUGUUGA
Messenger RNA from Amoebophrya sp. A120, 6636 nucleotides. The record is from the annotation of a GenBank genome assembly. Lineage: Eukaryota; Dinophyceae; Syndiniales; Amoebophryaceae.